Molecule: messenger RNA, 4863 nt
Organism: Mobula hypostoma (lesser devil ray)
Lineage: Eukaryota; Metazoa; Chordata; Chondrichthyes; Myliobatiformes; Myliobatidae
Product: 3',5'-cyclic-AMP phosphodiesterase 4C-like
Exons: 16
Coding region: 707-3058 (783 amino acids)
Biological process (GO): signal transduction
Cellular component (GO): nucleus; cytosol; perinuclear region of cytoplasm
Molecular function (GO): 3',5'-cyclic-AMP phosphodiesterase activity
Source: RefSeq, a predicted model, not a curated record
GUAGUUGUCUAUCAUCCUGAUCGACACAGACUGGGGUCGAGACCUGAGGGACACAGGGAGAAUCCUCCCUCUUUCACAUCGAGUAGGAGCGGCCCAGACAUUCCCGCGUUUUACUAAACUUUCCAUAUCGGUGUCCAAUCUUUUAUUCCCCCCCCCUUUCGAGUUUGUGCUACGGCGGUUCGGCGGCUACUGGAUUCGCACCGGUGAGGAGCCAACCUCUUUAUUUGGAGCGGGGUUGGACCCAGGCAGCGAUCCGACCCCUAGACUUCGGAACCUCCUCGGAGACAUCUGUGCAGAGAUUGGCAGUGUAAGUGCGGCAACUCCCGAAAAACUUUGCACUCGGUCGCCGCACUGUCUCGAAGCGGAGCUGGGGUCGGCUCAGACUCUUCCUUGCUCACAAGUUUGUGAGUCUGAUUCACUACAGCCUCUGGUCUGCGGACGUCUCGCCACCUAGACUCAAUUCAACAAAGAGCCAAAUGAAUUGGAAUCAGAUGGUCGCAAAAUCGGCGCCAGCUCCCGACAUCAGCUGCGGGCGAUGGUUCUGAAGUUCGUCUGAAAGUUUCUCUUUAGAAACCCCGGUCAGUUUUCUGGGGAUUUAAGAGCUUAAGUUUGCGAGUCCUCCAUCUCCGCUCCGGAGGCUGGAGCAGGCGAGAGAGAGUGGGCGUCAGGUUCGACUCCAAGUGCCGGUUGAAGACCAACUCUCCCCAUGGCGGGGGCGAAAGAGGACAGUGACUCGAUGACUCCGCUGCGUGACGAUGAGCGACCCCACGGCACGAAGAACCAGAUGGCCUCCUCUUCAGCUCCCAGAAAGUCACCGGUCAACUCGCCGAGACCGUCGCCGCGAAAUUCCCCUUUGCUCUUCCGCAAGUUGUUAAUGAACAGAAGCAUUCGUAUGCAGCGCCGCUUCACAGUGGCGCAAACCAGUUUCGAUGUGGAGAAUGGGCUCACGGCGGCACGCAGCCCUCUCGACCCUCAGACAAGCCCCAGCUCGGGGCUUGUGCUGCAGGCGAACUUUGCCCAUGGCCAGCGACGGGAGUCCUUCCUGUACCGUUCUGACAGCGACUACGAUAUCUCCCCGAAGAAUAUGUCCCGGAACUCCUCAAUCACUGGCGACAUAAGUAACUACUUCAAGGCUCACUCAAGACAAUCCUUGGUUUCACAAUGCUCAGAGCCUUUCCUUGCCCUGACUUUGGGAAACCAUGCAGAAGACAUGAUUGUGACUCCAUUUGCUCAGGUGCUGGCCAGUUUACGGACCGUGAGGCAUAAUUUUGCCACACUGACUAAUCUACAGGAUCAAGUGAAGAGCAAUUGGCGAUCGACAGGAUGCAGCCCAGGGGUCAUUCGGCCAAUCCCACUCGAGGAGAACUCCCACAAGCUGGCCAUCGAGACGCUGGAGGAGCUGGACUGGUGCUUGGAUCAGCUGGAGACCCUGCACACCAGGAAUUCCGUCAGUGAAAUGGCAUCCAACAAGUUUAAGAGAAUGCUGAACCGCGAAUUAACACAGCUAUCCGAAAUGAGCCGGUCAGGAAAUCAGGUCUCUGAGUUUAUAUCCAACACGUUUUUAGACAAACCACAUGAAAUGGAAGUGCCUCGGGGCAGGGAGAAGGAACUGGAGACCAUGGGACAAAUCAGCGGCUUGAAGCACAGCCUGAGCGUGAUCUCCUCUGCUGACAUCCCACGAUUCGGUGUGCAGACCAAACACGAAACUGAGCUGGAAUCGGAACUGGAACACCUCAAUGAUUGGGGUCUGAAUAUCUUUAAGAUUGGGGAGUAUUCCUAUGAUCGACCACUUACAGUUGCAAUGCACGCCAUCUUCAAGUCGCGGCAGCUGCUGAAGACAUUUAAGAUUCCUGAGGACACCUUCAUCACGUACAUGACGACUCUGGAGGACCAUUACCGUACGGAUGUGUACUACCACAACAAUUACCACGCUGCAGAUGUGACUCAGUCUACACAUGUCCUGCUUCUGUCACCGGCACUGGAGGCAGUUUUCACUGACCUUGAGAUAAUGGCUGCAAUUUUUGCCUCUGCAAUCCACGACGUCGACCAUCCAGGUGUCUCCAACCAAUUCCUCAUCAAUACCAAUUCCGAGUUAGCACUGAUGUAUAAUGAUGCCUCUGUUUUGGAGAACCAUCACCUGGCUGUGGGCUUUAAACUGUUGCAGCAAGAGAACUGCAACAUCUUUCAGAACCUGUGCAAGAAAGAGCUUCAGAACCUUCGCAAAAUGGCCAUUGACAUGGUGUUGGCAACAGACAUGACCAAGCACAUGAACCUAUUGGCAGACUUGAAGACAAUGGUGGAGACAAAGAAAGUUACAAGUUUAGGAGUCCUGUUGCUGGAUAAUUAUUCUGACCGGAUACAGGUUCUGCAGAACAUGGUGCACUGUGCCGACCUGAGCAACCCCACCAAGCCCCUGCACCUGUACCGCACCUGGGUGGACAAAAUCAUGAUGGAAUUCUACCGCCAGGGGGAUCAAGAGCGAGAGCGGGGCAUGGAUAUCAGCCCAAUGUGUGACAAACAUACUGCUUCCACUGAGAAAACCCAGGUUGGAUUCAUUGACUUCAUUGUCCAUCCUCUGUGGGAGUCCUGGGCCGAUUUGGUUUACCCCGACGCCAAGGAGAUAUUGGACAACCUGGAGGACAACCGUGACUGGUUCCAGAGUAUGAUCCCUCGCAGCCCGCCCUCGCCGGCCUCCGAGGCGGACAAGAGGGACGCCAAGCCCAGUCAGCUGCUGGUCGUGAUCGACAGCUUUAGCCCGCCGAGCGCCGAGUGCGACUUGUCAGAGGACAUGUGCAGCUGCAAUACCUCGGUGACUCCGGUCACCGAGUUGUCUGAGAGUCACCAGUCCGCGAGCGACACUUCCUCCGAAGCCGGCAAGAACCCGGACGACAAGCCGAGCAGCUGGACGGAGGACGGGCGGAAUGAGAGCAGCGAGCCGAAUCUUCUGGCGGGACCCAGCCGCCUCCCUGAGGAGGUGUUACCGGCAGAGGAGAACCAGACCAGAACCUCCGAUAACGGAGCUGAGCAGGACAGUGCAAAUGUGUCAGAGGCUACAUAACGCGGACUCCGCCGGAGUCACAUACCCAACUCUUUUUAUUUUCUGGUCUUGGGAUCUCACGGAUCACCCGCUGUUUUAAACAUCAAGCAGGUAGGGCUUCGGAGGCAGGACCCCUGGUGUGGGGGAAGGGAGGGGAUAUUUCUGGGGCUCAAGGAUUUGGCCAGAGACAACCUCUACCGAGAGCAACUGGACAAUGAAAACAGGCCGUGUGGCGAGUUUUCCCUCUCCGGGCCAGGAGAGGGUUAAGAUUUUAAAAAAGAAAGUUGCACCCAUCCUAUCGCUGGCGAGCGAGGGUGCGGACAGAGCGAGCAGAACAUCCUGCGAAACGAAGGAGGGGGGAAAGGGGGAGCAUUCGCGCCUUUCCGUUUUCAUUGUAAAGUAUUCGCCGCAAAACAAAAUGAGGUAAAGGAGCUCAUACCCUGCAGCGGAACGGAGCAAGAGGACUGCCGCUCGAACUGCAAGGUGUUAACUCGAUGAGUCGAGACACAGGCAAACACUGGGCGGACUUAAAGAUAUCAGAUGCCUUUUUAGACGAAUUGUCAGCAGUUAGCAGCGAAACUGGACCUUUAUUCAGAUGCAGAAAAAAAGUUUAAAAGGUUUCAAUUAUCUUUUUUUUAAAAGAACGCGUGAUCUGUAUUUUUGUUAAAUGAAUAUUUUUAGAUUUUUUACACAAUUUUCCUUUAUGUGAACUGUGAUCUGGACUGUAUUGACUGUUGCCCUUAUACGUGGAGGUGCGAUUUCUGUUGGUCCGCGGUCUGAUGGUGUGCGUAAAUUUAUCCGCGUUUAGUACAGAUGUGACUGUUCGUGUUUGUGUGUGUAUGUCGUUCGGUCUCCGUUAAACUGUUCGACCGUCUAUGCACGAGAGAAAGAGCCAAACUAUGUUUGUGUGUGUGCGUGGGUGUCUUGUCACUGUGUGUGAGAGAGGACGACGAGGAAAGUGUGCGUGUAUUCUCUUUGCUCUCGCGGUCUCGGGGAUUGAAAGUGACAUCGAGCGUGGUCUUCUGAACCGCCGGAGGAAGGGUGGUGGAGGUGACGCCAGCGGGACUGGGUGAAUGGGUGUGGGGUGUGAGGGAGACGGGAAAGGAAGGGUUCCGGGAGGGGAGGGUGACACGCCGACACCAUCCCGAUACAGUAGUUCGUAAAGUGAUCCAUUCGAGCGCGAAAACUCGCUGCCCAUUGGCAUCGAGAUAAACUUGCGGGGUAAGAACUUGUCUCGCUGUCAGUUGUAAAAUGGGCUUCGGUGGAUAUCUGUGCCCAUCCCCUCGAGUAAAGUUCUCUGCUGGGGGCUAAGGAUGCGCACGAAAAGGACCACAGGCUAAAGGAGGAACGUUCUGCCGAGGAUGAAAUGCCAGUGUGCCCAUAUGGGUCUGCAGGGGAGAAUUUAAAUCAAAAAUAUAACGGAGAGGUGUCCCUUUGCUCCAUGUUGGUAUCUCUGCUUCAUACUGGUCCCGUCCCAUCCCACCCAGCACUCUGAAACAUCCUCUCUCAAUCUUUCCUUCCUCCUGCGUUUAUCCAGCUUCCCGUGAAACCUUUCUCAGCUCUUUUAUGCAUCUCGGUGUGUGGGAAUCUCAACCGCUCAGUCUCUCCGGAAUUCCCGCCUGCAUUUAUGGGCGACCCUAUGAGGUCAAUGGACUUAGGUGCCGCUUAUGAAUGCAAGCUUUUCAAUAAUAUUGAGACAGAAGAGACUGUAGAUACUGCAAUCUGGAGCAACAAAAAGAUGCCGAGGGGACUCAUUAGUAACGAGAGAUACCGCAGACGCCGGAAAUCCAGAAUAAAACACAAAAUGCUGGAGGAACUUGGUGGGG